ACCAUGCGCGAGUACAAGCUAGUGGUGCUGGGUUCAGGAGGCGUGGGAAAAUCUGCACUGACAGUCCAGUUUGUGCAAGGAAUUUUUGUGGAAAAGUACGACCCUACAAUAGAAGACUCAUACAGAAAGCAAGUGGAAGUGGACGGGCAGCAAUGCAUGCUGGAGAUCUUGGAUACAGCUGGAACAGAGCAGUUCACGGCCAUGCGGGACCUUUACAUGAAGAACGGCCAGGGUUUCGCUCUGGUCUACUCCAUCACAGCGCAGUCGACCUUCAAUGACUUGCAGGACCUACGGGAGCAAAUCCUGCGAGUGAAGGACACUGAGGAUGUCCCCAUGAUUCUGGUGGGGAAUAAGUGUGACCUGGAGGACGAGCGCGUGGUGGGCAAGGAGCAGGGUCAGAACUUGGCCCGUCAGUGGAGCAACUGUGCCUUUUUAGAGACGUCGGCCAAAUCGAAGAUUAACGUUAAUGAAAUUUUCUAUGAUCUGGUGCGACAAAUCAACAGAAAAACACCGAUGGAAAAGAAGCCAAAAAAGAAGAAGGGCUGCACACUGCUCUAG
Molecule: messenger RNA, 558 nt
Organism: Nerophis lumbriciformis (worm pipefish)
Lineage: Eukaryota; Metazoa; Chordata; Actinopteri; Syngnathiformes; Syngnathidae
Source: RefSeq, a predicted model, not a curated record